Messenger RNA from Planococcus citri (citrus mealybug), 1281 nucleotides. Its product is annotated as mRNA-decapping enzyme 1A-like. The record is from RefSeq and is a predicted model, not a curated record. Gene Ontology annotation, biological process: deadenylation-dependent decapping of nuclear-transcribed mRNA; positive regulation of catalytic activity. The transcript has 2 exons. Gene Ontology annotation, molecular function: enzyme activator activity. Bases 347 to 1144 code for a protein of 265 amino acids. Lineage: Eukaryota; Metazoa; Arthropoda; Insecta; Hemiptera; Pseudococcidae.
GAUGAUUACAAAUCGUUGUAUUCAGCAUGGCGGUUCUUUUUCGUUAUCUGUAAAAAAGUGAAUUCUAUUUCAAUCUGUGUCAAAAACUUCAAUUUCGCGUUUUCCGUUUAGUAUUCCACGCAUAUUUUAAUGGAAAUUUGAGAAAAAUCAUCAACUGUACUCUUAAUCGUUCCUCAUUUUCCAAGUGUUCAUCAACAUUUCGUACGUCUCUGUACGUCUCGAUGGAAGUGGUAAGCAGACGAGAACUGGAAGAAUGUGUUUUGAAAAAAUACGACCCAAAUUCGGCCGGAAUCAUAGCCACAGCUCCGCUAGCAGCCGCUUAUGUGUUUGACCCAGAGACGGAAAAAUGGGAGAAACUAAACUGCGAAGACUGACUAGUUCUCAUUUAUAUCAACCUAUAAAUCGGCAGCUUCAACUGCAAGUAGAAAACUCGUAUUUACUGUAUAAAAACGAAAACGGCGUUAUUAUCGGAUUUUGGAUACACGAUCGAAAGUAUUUUGACAAAAUAUGCGACGAAAUCAAGAAAAUGUUGUACAGUAUUAAUUUACACUCGACCAGAGUCAACACACCUAAUGGUAAAGAUCCUGAAAUAAGUAAAAUGUUACGCAAAGUCGAAGAAGACAACCUAAGAGCGAAAUACGGAUUGAAAAAUUUACGGCGAGAUGAUGGAUCUACCAAAUCGACGUCAACGCCAUCGACACCAAACAGCGUUGCAGAAUUUUUCACCAACACCAACGGUGUAGAUAAAGAACUUCAAGCAGUCACAUCUUCGAACAACGUUACGAAAUUUUUCGCCAACGGUGUAGAUAAAGAACUUCAAGCAGUCACAUCUUCGAACAACGUUACGAAAUUUUUCGCCAACGGUGCUGAUAAAGAAUACCAAACAAUGAGUUCGAACAGCGUAACCAAGUUUUUCACCAACGGAGACAGAGAACUUCAAACGACGACGUCGAACAGCGUUACGAAAUUUUUCGAAAACGCUAGCAAAGUUUUCAAAAGUAAUAGUAAACCUGUACCUGUACCUGUGUUUAAUGAUAAUUACCAAAGUACUAAUGUUUUAAAGAAUUUAAUUUGUAAUCCGCAGUAUAACGUAGAAAGUAUUGAGAAAAAUCAACGAUACUCUUAUGUAGUAGAUGAAAUGUAAUAAUAUGAUGACUGGAUUACUCGACUUAAUUGUGAUCAGAUUUUAUUUUAAAUCACAGGUGUUAAUUAUUUUCUGAGUUGUUUUUUUUAUUUUUUUGUACUUGAACAAUAAAUAUUUUGCUUCGCUAGUUAAACAUA